UAAGGAAGCAUCUGCUGUCACAUUGUUAUUAUAUCCUACAUUUUAUAAUUUUCUUUGUUGUUUCCGCUUAAUUUGUGCAAGGAAAAACUCUGGAAUCGCUGCGACCUUGCCUAGUGCACAUCGUCAAACACUAGUGCUAGUCCUAAAAGUAAAGAAAAGCAAUGACUUUAUUUAUGCAAUCAAUUAAUGUUUGCAACCCAAGUUUUAAUUCUUCUGAUCACCAUCAAUCAUUCCACUUUCAAUCAGCAGUUAAGCCCAUGUCUUUCUCCUUUCUUCAAUUUCAUAAGACAUGAUCAUGAAUUUGGCUGCUGUUACAACAUAUGUUGUUUUGUUUGCCCUAUACAUUACUCCUAUGUCUGUUCAUUCAUUAUAUCAAAUCAAGGAGUUCUUUCCUGAAGAAAGAGAAGCGUUGAUGCAGAUAAGAGAUUCGGUCAGUUCUACUUUAGAUUUGCAUGGAAAUUGGACUGGACCCCCUUGUCACAAAAAUUCCAGUCAAUGGUCAGGCAUUACUUGUUCUAAUUGGCAUGUGGUUGGUCUUGUGCUUGAAGGAGUCCAGCUCACAGGUUCUCUCCCACCUGCCUUUUUACAAAACAUUACUUUCUUGGCUAAUCUUAGUUUCAGAAACAAUUCAAUAUAUGGGCCGCUUCCUAAUCUCAGCAAUCUUGUGCAUUUGGAAUCUGUCUUCUUUUCAUACAAUCGUUUGACUGGUUCAAUUCCAUCUGAAUACAUUGAACUGCCAAACUUGAAACAAUUGGAGUUGCAACAGAAUUAUUUAGAUGGGGAGAUACCGCCUUUUAACCAACCAGCACUGACCCUUUUUAAUGUGUCCUACAAUCAUCUUCAAGGCUCCAUUCCUGACACUGAUGUCCUUCGGAGGUUCUCAGAGAGCUCCUAUGAUCAUAACUCAAAUCUCUGCGGGAUUCCUUUGGAACCAUGCCCAGUUCUGCCUCCUGCUCCACUUGUGCCGCCUCCAUCUCCUCCUGUAAGUCCACCACAGAACAAGAAAAGGAAGCUUCCAAUUUGGAUCAUUGCCUUGAUUGUGGUUGUAGUAGCUCUUGUUUCGUUGAUGGUCAUGUUUGUUUUCUUGUGUUGUUAUAAGAAGGCACAAGAAGUGGAAACACCAAAAGAACGGCAGGCAGGGGAUGAUAGUUCACCAGAGGGGACAGACAAGAAAAUGCCGCAUUCUCAAAGCACUGAGGAUCCUGAAAGAAGAAUAGAGUUACAAUUUUUCGACAAGAAUAUACCUGUUUUCGACUUGGAUGAUUUACUAAGAGCAUCUGCGGAAGUGUUAGGAAAGGGGAAACUUGGGACUACGUACAGUGCAAACCUGGAAUCAGGUGCUGUUGUUGCUGUUAAGAGAGUAAAGUACAUGAACAGCUUGAGCAAGAAGGAAUUUAUUCAGCAGAUGCUGCUGCUGGGAAGGUUGAGGCACGAAAACCUUGUGCAUAUCAUCUCCUUUUACUAUUCCAAGCAGGAAAAGCUGAUUGUCUAUGAGUUUGUACCAGAUGGAAGUUUAUUUGAGCUGUUGCAUGAGAAUAGAGAAGCUGGUAGAGUCCCUUUGAAUUGGGCUGCAAGACUGUCAAUAAUCAAAGACAUAGCGAAGGGUAUGGCUUUCCUUCACCAGUCAUUACCUUCGCACAAGGUCCCUCAUGCCAACCUCAAAUCAUCUAAUGUGUUAAUCCACAGAGAUCGCCAAAGUUACCAUUCUAAGCUCACAAACUAUAGCUUCUUGCCUCUGCUACCUUCUCGGAAAUCAUCCGAAAGACUAGCUAUUGGCAGGUCACCAGAAUUCUGUCAAGGGAAGAAGCUAACACACAAAGCUGAUGUAUACUGCUUUGGAAUCAUCCUUUUAGAGGUCAUAACUGGGAAGAUUCCAGAAGAGACUUCUCCAGCAGGAAACGAAGAAAAAGUGGAUGAUCUUUCUGAAUGGGUUAGAACGGUAGUGAAUAAUGAUUGGUCAACAGACAUAUUAGAUGUAGAGAUAUUGGCUUCAAGUGCAGGGCAUAACGAGAUGUUGAAGCUGACAGAGAUAGCUCUGCAGUGUACAGAUAUGGAACCAGAAAAACGACCUAAGAUGAGUGAAGUAUUGAGAAGGAUAGAAGAGAUUGAUCGAACAAACCAAGAAAAUGACUAGAAAGAGACUGUUUUGAAAGCUCUGCUAAUUAACUCCCAUUCUGUUGCUAAUUAAAGUCUUCCAUGGUGUGAUCACUGCUAGGAAGGGAUCGAUGCUCGUAAUUACCAUGUUGACUGUUGAGGCUUGGAGCUCAGUUCACCUAAAGCUAACCAUGCAAUAGGCCAGGGGUUGACGAAUGGCAGGACUGGUGGGAAGAUAUAUUUAGUGCUAUAUGCCUCAACUUUAAGCAAACAACAAGAUCAAGUAUAAUCCGAAUGAUUUUUUUCAGACUGACAUUUUUGUAUUGAAUACUGGUUUUGAUCCUCAAAUGUAUCAGUUUACAUUCUGCAGAAAACAAAUAGUGAAUUCCAAUCGUCUA
Populus nigra (black poplar) is the source of this 2492-nucleotide messenger RNA. RefSeq names its product probable inactive receptor kinase At2g26730. Gene Ontology annotation, molecular function: protein kinase activity; ATP binding. Lineage: Eukaryota; Viridiplantae; Streptophyta; Magnoliopsida; Malpighiales; Salicaceae. The record is from RefSeq and is a predicted model, not a curated record. Bases 290 to 2134 code for a protein of 614 amino acids. Gene Ontology annotation, biological process: protein phosphorylation. The transcript has 3 exons.